Molecule: messenger RNA, 921 nt
Organism: Carcharodon carcharias (great white shark)
Lineage: Eukaryota; Metazoa; Chordata; Chondrichthyes; Lamniformes; Lamnidae
Product: superoxide dismutase [Cu-Zn]
Exons: 5
Coding region: 84-542 (152 amino acids)
Biological process (GO): removal of superoxide radicals
Cellular component (GO): nucleus; cytosol; peroxisome
Molecular function (GO): copper ion binding; superoxide dismutase activity
Source: RefSeq, a predicted model, not a curated record
GUCUGACGCAUACUUGCGUCAGUCUAUAUCUAGGGCGCCUGCGUGGGGUUGAUCAGUAAGAGUUUUCGACAGCUUCUUGCGAGAUGAAAGCGAUCUGCGUGUUGAAGGGAACCGGGGAAGUGACCGGGACCGUCUAUUUUGAGCAAGCUGCAGAUGGACCUGUGACUUUAAAAGGAAGCAUCACUGGAUUGACUCCUGGAAAGCAUGGGUUCCAUGUUCAUGCUUUUGGAGAUAACACAAAUGGCUGUAUCAGUGCAGGACCUCACUACAACCCUUUUUCAAAACGUCAUGGUGGACCAGGUGAUGUUGAAAGACAUGUUGGUGAUUUAGGCAAUGUGGAGGCUAAUGGAAAUGGUGUGGCUGUCUUUGAAAUCCAGGAUAGUCACAUCCAUCUUUCAGGGGAAAGGUCCAUUAUUGGGCGUACACUUGUGGUUCAUGAGAAGGAAGAUGACUUGGGAAAAGGUGCUGAUGAGGAGAGCACUCUAACAGGAAAUGCUGGAAGUCGUUUAGCCUGUGGUGUGAUUGGAAUCGCUAAAGAUUGAAAUAAACUUGUCUGUGGGGAGGAGAGAAUUGGCAUGUAACAUUUCUAUAGGUUAGCAUAGUUAACCUGUCAACUACUGGUCCAAAAAUAGUCUAAUGUGCAGCAACUUCAUGCAGUAUACUUUAAGCUACAUAAUGUCUAUAGUACAAAUGAGACAUUUGGUUUAACUGGUCUAUGCUUUAAAUUCCUUAAAGAUAUAUUGUUUAAUCCUAAAUGCACAAAUUGUAAGUAACAUUAAGUUAGAACUUGAUUUGUUGGCCUGGAAGUUCUUGACGUUGGAAUUUGUUUAUCUGUUAGAGCUUGAGUUAACCCAAUAGCUGGAAGCACUGAACAAUGUAUUGUCAAACCAAUCUAAUAAAGCAGUGUCCUUUUUCUUUCAA